Molecule: messenger RNA, 426 nt
Organism: Sordaria macrospora k-hell
Lineage: Eukaryota; Fungi; Ascomycota; Sordariomycetes; Sordariales; Sordariaceae
Biological process (GO): proteasome assembly
Source: RefSeq, a predicted model, not a curated record
AUGGAUGCCCCUAUCCAGCUCUCGCUUCCUUUGCCGCGAUCCCUGGGCACGCGCAUCUACAUGCAAUUGACAGUCAAGUCCAAGGCCGUUGUAAUUUUCCUCACAACAGCUUCGGCUGAAGAGGCCACAUCACCCACUCCGCUGGGGUCAUUUGUUUAUGCGCUGCCGGAUAGAUACAAUCCGACACAGCCUUUGUCAACACCUCUUUGUACGGUUGAACCUACGUUGGAGUUUACCACCCGACUGGCAAAGCUGAUCACAAGGAGGACGCAACUGCCUACCUACGUGGGCAACUCGGUGAGCUUUGCCAGCGCUGGCCUUGGCGGGACCGUUGAAGAGGAGAUGGAAGCUUUCGAACAGGUGGCCGAGCUUGUCCUGUCCAAACUCAAGUCUGCCAACGCGACGCCCAAUGGGGUCCAGUCCUGA